Messenger RNA from Clunio marinus, 1721 nucleotides. NCBI's taxonomy places the organism in Eukaryota, Metazoa, Arthropoda, Insecta, Diptera, Chironomidae. The record is from the annotation of a GenBank genome assembly.
AGUUUUAUACUUGAGCUUGUGCUGUUUGGUUUGAUUAUGUUCGCUUUCUGAAAUAUUAAACCAAUUAGGGGAAGAAUAAGAUUGCAUUUCCUUUGAGCCAACAAACAGCAAAAUCAAAGUGAAAAGUGUGACAGAAAGGUGUAUUAAAUUUCAGUUUUUAUCGUUGAACAUCAACAAAUCAAAGUGAAUGUGAAAUGACAGAGAGGCGUGAAGAAGUCAGUGAUUUUGCUUACAGUUUUUAUGCGACGCAAGUGAAGAAUGUGAACCACUGAGAUGGAAAAUUCAUUGAUUUCAUUAAGCAAUGACAUCUCGCACAAACUAUCUGCUUAAACUUGAAGUGAAACGAUUAAAGCACUAUCGAAACAGCAUAAUAAUGGUUCACAAUGUUGAGGGGGUGGAAGUUUGUUGGUCUAUCUGCAACCAUCAUUUUAUACGUAUUAGGAAUUCUGGUAUUAUCAAUAGUCAAUUUGCAAACACCACGCAGCGAGAAGCGUGUAAAAAAUUCACGCUACGUGACCGAUGUAAAUUACCAUCGCAAUGAAGUGGGACUUAUUAGAAAAACUCCAUUACAGCUUCAAUGGUGUUCAGAACUUCAUUUUAUGGGCCAGAAGUCGAGUCCUUUCAAGCUUAAAGCAAUGUCAUUAGAAACUUUUCCAGGCCACAAAAUCAAUAGAAAUAGUUUUAUAAUCGAAAGCAACCAUGUUAUGCUCAAGGAAACUGUUAAAAGCGACCAACAUAAUAACAAUUUUUUAAGCAUAGCUAGCACAAUGAAAAGUGAUAAUAACGAAUUUAAUGAUAACGACAGCAACAACAACAACAACGACAAUGAAAAAGUUACUGCAUUGGCGAGCUUUCCAGGAUCGGGAAAUACUUGGCUUCGAUACUUACUUCAACAAGCUACAGGCAUUCUAACCGGCAGUGUCUAUAAAGAUUACGGUUUACUGAAAAGCGGUUUUCCCGCUGAAAGUAUUUCAAAUUCGUCCGUGCUUCUUGUCAAAACUCAUGAGUGGGGAAGUCACGUUUGGUCAAAGUUUAACAAAGCAAUUUUGCUUGUUCGAGAUCCGGCAAGAGCAAUUGUGGCGGAAUUCAAUCGACAAAGUGGUGGACAUGUUGGAUUCGCAUCACCGGAUCGAUAUAAAAGAACCAAAGGAAAAUAUUGGAUAAAAUUCGUUACAACAAAAUUACACGCUUGGGAGCAAACAAAUCUAUCAUGGGGAAGGAAUUUCAGUGGCCCUGUACUUAUAAUUUGGUAUGAAGAUUUAGUUGAUGAUGUGGAGAAGACAAUUCGUGAUGUUCUUAGAUUUAUUGACUAUCCCAUAAACGAGGAUCUCAUGCGUUGUGCAAUAAUGCGCAAAGAAGGAAUUUAUAGAAGAAAAAAACGUCUCUUAACAUUCGAUCCUUAUACAACGACGAUGAAGAAGAUGAUUGAACAGAAACGAGCUCAAGUUUAUGCUGAACUCGGGCGUAAUAAAAAGCCUAAAUAAUAAAAAAGAUUUUGUAGACAUUUUCAUAAAAAAUCAAAAGCUAAUAUUCAAUGAAACAUUAAUUAAUGUUGUCAUUUUCUGAUGGUUGUCACAUGGGAAAGAUUAGUGGACGUGAUAAAUCAACGUUCUUUCAUGUUUAUGUUCAUAUAAAUAACAAAUCACCAUGUAGAGAUGUUUCAAUUUACUGUAAAACAAAUGAGUGAGAAAUUAAUAACAAAAAUAAAAGAAAAAUUUGUC